This is a messenger RNA of Papilio polytes (common Mormon), 595 nucleotides long. RefSeq lists its product as uncharacterized. The record is from RefSeq and is a predicted model, not a curated record. The transcript has 4 exons. NCBI's taxonomy places the organism in Eukaryota, Metazoa, Arthropoda, Insecta, Lepidoptera, Papilionidae. Bases 47 to 595 code for a protein of 182 amino acids.
AGCACGAUAAAAAUGGAAGGAAAAACCUCUCCAUCAAUGGAGGUCAAUGCUGGGACCCUAUAAGAGGUUUUGUUUGAAUUUCAAGAAAAAAAUGGAAGAGGAACAGGAAAGUGAACCUCCGAAGCCACUCGACUUGUUCUCCUUUCUGCCGUACGCAUGCGGGCAAAUGCAGGCGCCCUUCGAGCUGCAGGUCAUACCCUACACUCAAUUCCAGCCCUCGUUGCGGAGGAGGCGCUCGCGUCGCAGCUCGAGCCUGGCGCGGAGCUCCAUCGCCUCGGCGGCCUCGUUCGGCUGGCGGCGCGGACCCAUCAACAUCAUCGUCGUCGAGGACCUGCUGGGUCAUGUCCUCGAACUGAUAUUUUGGCGCUGCAAAAUGAUUCCUUCUUUGCUUCUCAAGAUCGUUUCUCUGUGCAUCCCCUAUCAUCCGAACUUGAGCAAAAUAUCGGUUCGAUGGGGACCCUUGCGAGGAUUCGGCCUAAAGGAGAUCGUUAAAUUUCUUCCAACAUCCUACCUGACCGAAAUCUGCCUGGACGACUCGCCGAUACCUCAGCGCGACGCCCACACGCUGCUCGAAGCAAGCACGUCGCUGCGGUGA